Cynoglossus semilaevis (tongue sole) is the source of this 3365-nucleotide messenger RNA. RefSeq names its product potassium channel, subfamily K, member 10b (gene kcnk10b). The record is from RefSeq and is a predicted model, not a curated record. Bases 519 to 2285 code for a protein of 588 amino acids. NCBI's taxonomy places the organism in Eukaryota, Metazoa, Chordata, Actinopteri, Pleuronectiformes, Cynoglossidae. Gene Ontology annotation, cellular component: plasma membrane. Gene Ontology annotation, molecular function: potassium ion leak channel activity; outward rectifier potassium channel activity. The transcript has 7 exons. Gene Ontology annotation, biological process: potassium ion transmembrane transport; stabilization of membrane potential.
UUUACAACGUCAUCCAGCCGUUUGUAGUGGAUUUAGGUGGAGUAUAGUGAGGUUUCGGGGAUGAAAGGGAGGUGCGAGCAUCCUUUCCCGUUGUUCCGGCGGCCGUGCGUAAAGUUGCCCGUUUGGACACAGGCUGCGCGGCGGUACUGGACCGGAUCCCUGGUUCCUGUGUGUGUGGCACUGAGAUUGGCUGUGGUCUGGACACAGAGCGUUUUACGGCUCAGAGAAAGGUCUCAGAAGUCUCUCAGUCUGUCAGGCGAUCACCACGUGUCCAAACGAGGAGGAGAGAGAGAGAGAGAAACGGGGGGAGAGGAGGGGGUUACAGCAGAUGCAGACAAUGCGAUUUUGCGGUGCGUUUUUACCUCACACAUGUUCUACCCAAACCCAUGAAAACAUGGUCAUGAAGAUGAGUGAGAAGGAUUUCUCCUGAUUUGGUUCUUUAUUUUCAAUUUUUAAUUGUUUUCCUGAUUGGCGCCGGUCAUCUCUUCUAUGCACUCUGAUUGCAAACAAAUACCGAGAUGAAAUUCCCAAUAGAAACCCCAAGAAAACAAGUUAACUGGGACCCGGAACAAGUGGCUGUUCAGACCCACUUGGUCCCUCCCAAAAAGGUCCAGCCUGGCAUGGUGAAGUCCAGUCUGGUCCAGGCCAGCGUCGCCACCAUGCAGAACCCAAUGGGCUGCGAUCCAAAGGCCAACGGUCACUGUCCGCUGCCCCGUCUGUCCAUUUCCUCCCGCUCUGCCAGUGUGGUGGCAAGUAUGGACACCAACUGGGACGCCUCCACCGCAGCAGCCCUGCACUCGGUGAUGAAGUGGAAGACGGUGCUCGCUGUGUUCAUCGUGGUUCUUAUCUACCUGAUUUGUGGAGGUCUGGCAUUCAGGGCCCUGGAGAUGCCGUUUGAGAGAAACCAGAAGACCAGCAUCACCUUGGAGAAGGCUUUGUUUCUGCAGACCCAUUCCUGUGUCACUCCUGAUGAGCUGGAGGCAAUCAUCAAGCACGCUGUGGACGCCGUGAGCGCAGGAGUGAGUCCUAUCGGAGACACGUCCUACAAUUCCAGUUACUGGGACAUGGGCAGCGCCUUCUUCUUCGCUGGGACUGUCAUCACAACCAUAGGUUAUGGAAACAUAGCUCCCAGCACGGAAGGAGGGAAGAUCUUUUGCAUUCUUUAUGCCAUAUUUGGCAUUCCUCUCUUUGGAUUCUUGCUGGCAGGAAUCGGAGACCAGCUCGGGACCAUCUUUGUCAAAAGCAUCCUGAAAGUGGAAAAGAUUUUCAGGCAAAAACACAAACAGAUUAGUCAGACUAAGAUCAGAGUGACCUCCACCAUCCUGUUCAUCCUGGCCGGCUGCAUCGUCUUCGUUGCCAUCCCAGCGUUCUUCUUUCAGUACAUCGAGGGCUGGACCACGCUGGACGCCUUCUACUUCGUGGUGAUCACUCUCACCACGGUGGGAAUAGGAGACUACGUGGCAGGUGGAAACCGUAGGAUUGAAUACAUGCCUUGGUACAAGCCCCUGGUCUGGUUCUGGAUCCUGGUGGGCUUGGCGUACUUUGCGGCUGUCCUCAGCAUGAUCGGAGACUGGCUUCGAGUGCUGUCGAAAAAGACCAAAGAGGAGGUCGGGGAGUUUAAAGCUCACGCAGCUGAAUGGAAAGCAAAUGUCCGAGCCGAAUUCCGUGAGACGCGACGGCGCCUGAGCGUCGAGAUCCACGACAAGCUCCAGCGGGCUGCUACCAUCCGCAGCAUGGAGCGCCGCCAGAUUGGCCUGGAUCAGCGAGCUCACUCCCUUGACAUGCUGUCUCCGGAGAAACGAGCCAUCUUCGCUAGCCUGGACACUGGUCGCUUCAAGACCUCAUCCCAGGAGAGCAUUGACACCAAGUUGAACAACCUGAGGCUGAAGGGAGCCUGUGAGGCCUACGACCAUCACGGGAACGACCAGGCACAACAGACUGCAUCCUCCUCGGAGGAGAAUCUCUUUAACCCACGCUUUGGAUCCCUCACCAAACUGGGCAGGAGGAACAAGAACAGAGAGGUUCGGAGGAACAUUCCUGAAGAUGCGCGGCGGGCGAGUGUGGGCGUUAACACCGGCAGCGCCAUGCUGGGUGAGGAGAGGACGGAAGAAGGGGACGACGACGAUGGGGAGCCACGGGAUGAAAACCAGGAGAGGAAAGAGGGGAACAUCAGCCUGACAAACCUGUCCCAGUACGUCACGGACCGCUCCAAGCUGAAUGGCUUCCUAUCACCUCAGGGUAGGGAAAAUAAUCUGGCAAUGGACCGGAAAGAGCUUCAGCCAUAAUCAGGACGUGCAGAGACAAACUGGCAGAGAAUGCACUGUCAUUUCAGAUGUCAAGAAAUGUGCCUUUCUGUUUCCCAGUGAUUGGAUUGGAGAUGCUCCCAGGAAUUUCAGCCAGCGUGCCAUAGACAUGUGUUGCCAAAAAAAAUAAAAAAUAGAAUAAACUCUGAAAAGACACUUUAAAUACCUCAUUUGCAUACUAACUGUUCAAUGGGCUAGUUGUUGUAAGACCUUGGAAACACAUCGACUUGACUUUCAGCCUUCAUAGAUCUUAUCAGACAGUUAGGGGCUUCGACAUUUGGUUUUCAGGCUGUAUCUCACUUUUUAACAGUGUGGGAGAGAGAGAGAGCGAGAGAGAGAGAGAGACUCAGGUCGCUCGUCUUGAGGAACACUAUCGAUCUCCUCUCAGUCAUCUCAUACUGUCAGAGCUAUAUUUAUUCCCAAGCUCUGAGGGACUUCGGCGGGAAUCAAAUGCAGAGUGAGCAGGGUUGUUCGUUUGCUGCUGGAUCAAUAGACAACACAAGCAUUUACCCAGAUGAAAUGUACAAGUUAUUCCUUAAUGGUAUGUGACUUUGAAAUAGUAGCCAUAAGGUCUGAUAUACUACACAGUAAAGCCUUCAUCCUCUUUCACCUACUCGUGCAUGGCUCUAUUAGCAGUCGAUCAUCAGUAAUAAACUUUGAACUCGUCUUAUUCUACAGGUAACGACACAGAUAAUCACCUAAGGCCACGAGAUUGUCCCUGAUCUUCAUUUUGAGCCUUUUUUUUCAAAGUUUGUACCAUAUAUUUACAUGAUGUAAUUGCUCAGAAGACUUUGAUUAAUGACUGUGAUGCUAUUGAUUUUGAUCUCUUGUUUUUUUUUUCAAUUUCUUUUUUUUUUACAUCAGUCGAACACAUGAGUUGUGUUUUCCAUUGACCUGUGAAAUAUGAACUGAAUUUGUCUUCUUGUAUUUAUUUUCUGAAACCAAAUCUGUAGUAAAAUCACUUGACAAAUCAUCAUGAUAUGGGCUUUUUUUUUUUGCAUUUUGCAGUUUGCAAUCAAGUCCCAGCACCAGCUGUGAUAGCCUUUUGGUCUUCACUCUUAU